Messenger RNA from Funneliformis geosporum, 153 nucleotides. The record is from the annotation of a GenBank genome assembly. Lineage: Eukaryota; Fungi; Glomeromycota; Glomeromycetes; Glomerales; Glomeraceae.
AUGGAAUUCAGAUCCAUUUAUAUGAAGCUUGAACAAUCAGAAGAUUUAUCUAAUCAAGUGAGUAAUAAUUUGAAUAAAUAUUAUGAAAAUAUGGAUAGCAAUAAUAAUAAUGAAGAAAGUGAUAAUUCUAGUGACGAUAAUGAAGAUAAUUGA